Pyricularia pennisetigena is the source of this 1686-nucleotide messenger RNA. RefSeq lists its product as uncharacterized. The transcript is spliced from 4 exons. The coding region runs from base 1 to 1686 and encodes 561 amino acids. NCBI's taxonomy places the organism in Eukaryota, Fungi, Ascomycota, Sordariomycetes, Magnaporthales, Pyriculariaceae. Gene Ontology annotation, molecular function: heme binding; oxidoreductase activity, acting on paired donors, with incorporation or reduction of molecular oxygen; monooxygenase activity. The record is from RefSeq and is a predicted model, not a curated record.
AUGAGAAACCUGACUUAUGCGGGUGCGGCCGAAACGGCGCAAUACUGCGCAUCUCAUCUCGCCGGGACCAUCGUCACGCUCUCAGUCGCCUGCGCCCUCUAUGCCUGGGUUUUCCUCCCGCUCGUGGCAUCACCGCUGCGCGCCAUUCCGGGGCCCAAGGCCUACGCGGCGACCAAAUGGCGGCUCGCCUGGGACGACUACCAGGGCACAAGGACCCGCGCAAUCCACAGGCUGCACAAACAGCACGGCAGCGCCGUCCGCAUCGGCCCCAGAGAGGUAUCCUUCUCGUCGCUCUCGGCACUCCGCACCAUCUACGGGGCCGGGUCCGGGUCCGAGCGCACCGGCUUCUACCGCAUGUUUGACGUCUACGGCCGUCAGAACCUCUUCACUUUUGCCGAGACCAAGAAGCACGGCGAGAGGAAGAAGCUGCUCGCUCAUGCCUACGCCAAAAGCGUCGUCCUGUCGGAUGCAUCGGUUGCAAAACAGCUGAUAGAGGAGAAUGUGAAGAGGUUCCUGGAGCUGAUUGAACGCGACAAGGAGGCGACGUCUGAAAUUUUUGACAGUCUACAUUGGUUUAGUCUCGACAGCAUCACCGGCUUUAUAUACGGUGAGGGGAACGGCGGCACGCACGCUUUGCGCGGUGAUCAGGCUCACAGGGCGAUGCUGGACGAUAUUCGCGAUCCCGCGAGAAGGAGACUCACCUGGUUUGCUUUCCACUUGAAGUCGUAUACCCAGUGGUUGUACACACGGACGGGCCUCUUGGACAAGGUAAUAGAUAGCUUGGGUCUUUUGCCAAUGUCGAGACCAACCACCUAUACAGCCAUCAGGGCGCACGCUCUGAAGUCGUGCCUAGAGUCUGAACCCGCUGUCGACGAGACCAAAACAAAAGUCGGCAAUACUUCCUUUAUCAUCUCCAAGCUGUGGGAACACUGCAACUCUGAAAAGGAGCCCAGGGUGGAUGCGCUGGAUAUUGCUUCCGAGGCAGCCGACCACUUCCUUGCGGGCAUCGACACGACCAGCGACACGUUGAUGUUUGCAAUCUGGGCCCUCUCUCUGCCGGAAAACAGACACUGUCAAGAAAGGCUGAUUGCCGAGAUCGACAGCAUGUCGCCGGAGCUGUUCAAGCAGGGACCCGAAGUUGCUGGCAGUGCGGUAGCGGCCGCCGAGGUCGCUGACCGGCUUCCCUAUCUCAACGCCGUGAUCAAGGAAACCCUGCGGCUCUAUGCACCAAUACCCGGAUCGGAGCCGCGCUCGAUGCCGGCAGACACGACGAUAGACGGAUACCGAAUUCCUGCCGGGACAGUGGUCAGCAUGUCGCCGUAUACGCUCCAUCGAAACGAAGCUGUGUUCCCGCAGAUGCUGGAGUUUCGACCCGAGAGGUGGCUCGGCGGGCUGGGGGAUCCGGCCGACAUGAAAAAGUACUUUUGGGCCUUUUCCAGUGGCGGUCGCAUGUGUAUAGGCUUACAUUUCGCCAUGGCCGAGAUGACGACGCUUUUGGCAUCUUUGUAUAAACACUACACUACCUGUGAGCAGGAGAAGCAAAAAGGGGCAAGUCCUGCAAUCUCGAGCCGGUUCGAGCUGUUCUACGACGAGAGGUUCGAGCGCGUCACUGAGCACGCUUGCUUUAUCAACUUCAAAAGACGGGCUGGAUCAUUGUCCCCUGGGCAUAUAUCCAGCAAAGCCUAG